Messenger RNA from Carassius gibelio (silver crucian carp), 1354 nucleotides. RefSeq names its product zona pellucida sperm-binding protein 3. The transcript is spliced from 8 exons. The record is from RefSeq and is a predicted model, not a curated record. Gene Ontology annotation, cellular component: extracellular matrix. Bases 40 to 1329 code for a protein of 429 amino acids. Gene Ontology annotation, biological process: egg coat formation; binding of sperm to zona pellucida; positive regulation of acrosome reaction. Lineage: Eukaryota; Metazoa; Chordata; Actinopteri; Cypriniformes; Cyprinidae. Gene Ontology annotation, molecular function: acrosin binding.
ACACAACAAGCAUUCUGAGAUUCUCAGAGUUUCACAACAAUGGGAUUGAUAGAUUGUGUUAGUGUUGGAUUCUUUCUGCUUAUUGCAGCUGACUUGUCUUUGGCACAAUGGUCAAAAUUUAAACAAAGCCAGGCUCCAAUAAGAUUCCAACAACAGUCCACAGUAUUAGCUCCUCAGCAUGCAGGUUUACAGACGUCAGCUGCUUUUAGACCUUCAAGACCUGUAUUGAGUUCUGUUGGGGUAGGUCUACAGAAACUCCAAGAACCUGGAAGCACUCAGUCCAAACAGCUAAUGCAGGCUCCUGUGGCACCUUUGACCUGGCAUUUUCCUGUAAUACCAGAAGAACCUCAACAGCCAGUUGUUCCACUUGCAUUGCAUGUACCUGCCCCUGCACAAAGUAUUGCUGCACAAUGUGGAGAGAGCCUUGUGCAUGUGGAGGUUAAGAAGGACUUCUUUGGAACUGGUCAGCUAGUCAAUCCUUCAUUCCUCAGUUUAGGAGGCUGUGCAGCUGUAGGGGAGGAUCCAGCAACCCAAGUGAUUAUCUUUGAGUAUGAGCUUCAGACAUGUGGCAGCUCUCUGAAUAUGACUGACAGUGAGCUGGUCUAUACAUUUACCCUCUUUUAUACGCCUGAGGCUUUAGUAGGAACUCCCAUUAUAAGAACUGAUGCAGCAGCUGUUGGAAUCGAAUGCCACUAUUCAAGGUUGCACAAUGUAAGCAGCAAUGUUUUAAAUCCCUCUUGGGUUCCUUUUGCUGCUACAAAGGUUGCAGAGGAUGUUCUAGUAUUCUCCCUGAGGCUCAUGACCGAUGACUGGACAUUUGAGAGGCCAUCCAAUGAGUACUUCCUAGGGCAGUCUUUGAAAGUUGAGGCUUCUGUGAAUCAGUACAACCAUGUUCCUUUGCGCUUGUUUGUGGAUGGCUGUGUGGCCACUGCGGUCCCUGAUGUGAACUCCACUCCAAGAUAUUCCUUUAUUGAGAACCAUGGGUGCCUGGUUGAUGCAAAGCUUACAGGUUCAACAUCUAGUUUUAUGCACCGUGUUCAGAAUGACAAACUGCACUUCCAGUUGGAGGCUUUCAGAUUCCUGCAGUCAAAUAGUGCCCAGGUCUACAUCACAUGUGCUUUGAAAGCAGUUGUGGCUUCAACACCCAUAAGUCCGGAGAACAAGGCUUGCUCCUUUGCAAAUGGAUGGCUUUCUGCGGAUGACAAUGACCAGGUGUGCGUGUGCUGUGACUCCACAUGUGGCUCCAGCAGGAAAGGGCGCGAACUGUCUGAUGCAGGCCUUGUUUCAGAAGUGAAAGCAACCAUUGGCCCCAUUGUGGUAUCUGUUUGAGUGGUCAAUAAAGAGCUGAAAGUGA